Messenger RNA from Penicillium concentricum, 234 nucleotides. RefSeq lists its product as uncharacterized. Lineage: Eukaryota; Fungi; Ascomycota; Eurotiomycetes; Eurotiales; Aspergillaceae. The coding region runs from base 1 to 234 and encodes 77 amino acids. The record is from RefSeq and is a predicted model, not a curated record. The transcript is spliced from 2 exons.
AUGGCUGCAAGCCAGCGAGUGGGCAUACCAUGGGCUGGGACAGUUGCUGGUGCAGUACAUCUACUUACUAUGAGUGCCAGUCUCAAGACACUCAAUACAGACGCAACAUUUGUCCCGGUCUUUAUUCCAACCUGGAAGCGACUGGCUGCAGCAAAUACAUUGUCUCUCUCGUGGACUGGCCGCGGAGGUAAUAGCUCCAGCACAAUCGGGUUCGCUGAUCCUCCAGGUAGAUAG